AUGAAGUUGCAGUCUGGUAAUAUUGAAGUUGCUCUUGACUAUCUAUCUGAAGCUGUGCAAUUGUUUGCUCAAGUUUUUGGGCCACUACAUGUCAACAUAGCAAACUGUUAUAAAGUUAUUGCACGAAUUCAUCAUGCUUUAGGAGACAGUAAACUAGCAAUAUCAUAUCAGCACAAAACUGUCAUUAUGUAUGAGAGACUGCUAGGAGUGGACCACUCCAGCUCUAUAUCAGCCUAUGUUAGUUAUUAA
Molecule: messenger RNA, 249 nt
Organism: Amphimedon queenslandica
Lineage: Eukaryota; Metazoa; Porifera; Demospongiae; Haplosclerida; Niphatidae
Product: clustered mitochondria protein homolog
Exons: 4
Coding region: 1-249 (82 amino acids)
Biological process (GO): organelle organization; intracellular distribution of mitochondria
Cellular component (GO): cytoplasm
Molecular function (GO): protein binding; mRNA binding
Source: RefSeq, a predicted model, not a curated record